Molecule: messenger RNA, 2175 nt
Organism: Prorocentrum cordatum
Lineage: Eukaryota; Dinophyceae; Prorocentrales; Prorocentraceae
Source: the annotation of a GenBank genome assembly
AUGGGACAUUCUGGAUGCGGCGCCUCAUGGGCGGCUGCGAGCGCGAGGACGCUCGCCCGCCGCCUGCGUCGCCAGCGGCGGGCCCAGCUUGGUGCCAGCCGCGCGCAGGCCCUCAGCCACAGGGUCAAGGCCUUCCGCCUCGCGUUUAAGGGCCACCAGGAGCUCUCGGACAUCCUCGGGGCGUUCGACCGCUCUUUCGGCAGCACCUUAGCGGCGGCGCGCAUGGUCGCACCCCCAGCAGAGCUGAUCUACUACGAGGAGGUCCAUGCCCACGGCAACUGGGCCAAACACUCGCCGUCCCCCGAUGCCGCAGUGCAACUGCCGCUUGCUCCAGCUGGAGCGGUGGACGCUGCCGCCUUGGAGCUGCUGGCCGCCAUGGCCCACGGCUUCCACACACAGCUUCGUGUCGACGCCCCUGAGUUUGUUCCCGCGGCGACGGCAUACUUGCAUGGACAUGAUCAUCCGACCAUCAUGAAUGUACACAUCAAGCAGCAGGAGAUGGAGCGUGCCGCCGACCUAGGCCAGUGCGUGCUCUUCGACACCUUCUCGGCGAAACCGCUUGGACUGGAGGUCGGCACGGUGAUGCAGCAGGUUCCGUUCGCCGCGGGGCCGCGGGGCUCCGCAGAGAGCGUGCGCGGGUCGAGAGUGAGGAUCGAGGGCAGCCGGCAGAGGCAGAGCGCCGGCGGCAAGGAACAGAGAGAGCCCACCGCAGACCCCGAGAGGGUCUCGACCCCGUCCCUUGGAACCCCGCCGAGGGAGGACGGAGGCAGGGCAGGCGCGAGCAGCGACCGUGGGGCCGGCAGCGACGGCCGCCGGCCGCCGCACCUGACCGCCUUCAUGACCUACAAGGCUGGCAUGACCCACAUCGUCCGCGACGUGGACCGGCCGGGUUCCAAGCUGCACAAGAAAGAGGUGGCCGAGGCCGUCACCAUCCUCGAGGCUCCUCCGAUGGUCGUCGUCGGCUUCGUGGGCUACGUGGAGACGCCGCGCGGCCUGCGCGCGCUCACGACGGUGUGGGCUGGGCACUUGAACGAGGAGUGCAGGCGCCGGUUCUACAAGGCAUGGCACAAGUCUAAGAAGAAGGCGUUCACCAAGUACGGCAAGAAGUGGGAGGAGGCCACCAAGGGCGGGGGCGACGGCCCAAUGGCGGCGGAGGUCGCGCGCGCCAAGAAGUAUUGCCAGGUCAUCCGGGCCAUCUGCCACACUCAGGUCACCAAGGUAAAGAUCGGUGCAAAGAAGGCCGUCAUCAAGGAGAUCCAGAUCAACGGCGGCACCCCCGAGGCGAAGGUGGACUACAUCAUGGGUCUGUUCGAGCAGGAGGUGAAGGUUGCAGAUGUGUUCAAGUCAAGCGAGAUGGUCGACUGCAUCGGAGUCUCGGCUGGCCGCGGCUUCAACGGCGUCGUCACGCGCUGGGGCGUCACCAGGCUGGCGCGCAAGUCCCACCGCGGCUUGCGCAAGGUCGCAUGCAUCGGAACUUGGCACCCCGCGAGGGUACAGUUCCAGGUGCCCCGGUCUGGCCAGAAAGGGUACGGCCACCGGACCGAGAUCAACAAGAAGAUCUACCGCAUUGGCAAGAGCGUCAAGGAGGACCCCAACAGCGCCACGACCGAGAACGACCUGACGGAGAAGGGGAUCACCCCGCUGGGCGGCUUCUCCCACUACGGCGAGGUGAACGAGGACUGGGUCAUGGUGCGCAACAUGGCUCCCACCGCGGCGGCGGCCGCGCGCGCGGCGAUGCUGGCCGCGCUCCUCGCAGCGCCCACCGCGGCGGUGCGGGACAGCUCCGAGAGGGCGCAGGGGGCCCUGGCCGCCGCGGCGCAGAACGAGACGGCAGGGGCAGCCGGGCCGAAGGAGCUCCCGAAGGCCGACGCACUCCGCGAACUGCUGGACGAGAACAACGGCCCAGUCGUCUCGUCGAUGAAGGCAGCCGACGAGUCGGCCGCGACGCUGCUGGGCUCCGCCAAGGAGUGGAAGCAGUCGGGGGAGGACAUCAAGAAGGAGUUCGAGGAGUCGGUGCAGAAGGAGGUCCUCCAGACCGGCAGGACGCUGGAGGAGGAGCACGGCGGCGUCAAGCAGGAGGCCGACGAGAAGCCGAAGAAGGUGCUGGAGGAAUUGAAGAAGAAGCACGCGGCUGGCGCGCCGGGCGGCUCCAGCAAUUCCAGCCAGGCCGCGUGA